Molecule: messenger RNA, 450 nt
Organism: Lolium perenne
Lineage: Eukaryota; Viridiplantae; Streptophyta; Magnoliopsida; Poales; Poaceae
Source: RefSeq, a predicted model, not a curated record
AUGGCGCCCGCAUCCUUCCUUGCUGGGCCGCGUGCUGAGUGGGCCGGGUUUCGGUGGGCUGUCAGGGAGGUGCAGCGUAGAGGCAACGAGGGGCACAUGCAAUCACGUACCAUGAUCGACGCCCCUUGUUCCUCACAUCGCGCCGCCGCCAGACGCACCCAGCCGCACGCCGCAGCCGCCCCUUCGUCAUCGUCGCCUUCGCUCACUGCGGCGCCGUCGUCUUCCGCAGCACUCGUUUCGUCAUCGUCACCGUUGCUCCGUUCCUCAUCGUGCCUCGCAGCCGCCGACUCGUCGUCGCCGACCUCGUGCACUUCGUCGCAGUGCGCCGCCUGGACAUCGUCGCCCGCGUGCUCUGUGCAGCGGCGGUCGUUCGCCGAGGUGGUCGCCGGUUCCCCCUCGGCUGUGGAGGGGCUGCGAGGCCUCCGGCGCCUCCCGGGGCGCCAGCGGUAG